GUCACUCAUGGGUGGAACCACAGCUCCGUGUCUCAAAUCGCUGUAAGGGGCGCGUUUUAUUGUUCGCGGAUUCAGUGGGUAAAAAAAAAUAUCAACAACUUGUAUUACAUUUUUAAGCAUGUCGUUCAUACCCGGACAACCUGUCACCGCUGUCGUGCAACGGAUCGAGAUUCAUAAACUACAUGAUGGGGAUAAUUUAAUAUUAGGAUUCAGCAUUGGAGGUGGAAUUGAUCAGGAUCCGAGUCAGAAUCCAUUCUCAGAGGACAAGACAGACAAGGGCAUUUAUGUCACGAGGGUAUCAAAAGGAGGACCAGCCGAAGUUGCCGGUCUCAUGAUGGGGGAUAAAAUAAUGCAGGUGAAUGGCUGGGAUAUGACCAUGGUGACUCAUGACCAAGCCAGGAAAAGACUAACGAAAAAGAACGAAGACAUCGUCCGGCUACUGGUAACCAGAAAAUCUCUGGAGGAGGCAGUCAGACAGUCCAUGAUGCACUAAGAGAACUCACUAUUGAAUCACACGUUUAUGAAUGACCCGUUUUAGUCGUUCUUACACAUUUUGUAACUUUUGAUAUAUAGUUUUUUCAAUCAAUCCAAAGAAAAACUAAAUGUUUGUCUCAUAGGAUUUACUGUUUUUUUUCUUCAUCCAGAAAGAAUCUAAAGAUGUUUCAUCUUUAAAUUUAAACUGACAGCAUAAUUUAGUAAAGUUUGUAAAACAUUAUCACUUUUUUGUACACCUUGUACUUGCAUUCCAUAGGGUUAGUUUGACAGUGCAUUAUUCCAAGUCUUGCAAUGAAAAUGUCCACAUGAUCAAUCCCCCCCCCCCCCCUCCCCACCCAUAGAUGACAAGAGCUGCAUGUAGGUUUAUAUCAGUUAAUGGUUUCAAUUGUGUUUUUUUAUGAUCUAGAAUGAUUCCAGUUAUGAUAUUUGUCAACCACAAUUAAAAGACCACUAACAUUUCCUUUUAUAUGUUUAUAUGCUGUAUUCAUCCAUACCUGUUUGUCUACUUGUCUGUGUUUUUGUUGCCAAAAUCUGCUAGAUUUUUUUUUAUGUUAUUUCAAUUUUACUAUAAUACACUACACUAAUAACUUCCUGUAUUUUGUAAGACGACCAUGAAAGCCUUAUUGUUGCUACAUAAUAAACCUUGAUUCGCAGGAAUUCUUA
This is a messenger RNA of Clarias gariepinus (North African catfish), 1158 nucleotides long. It is a transcript of the gene tax1bp3, whose product is annotated as Tax1 (human T-cell leukemia virus type I) binding protein 3. The transcript has 4 exons. Gene Ontology annotation, biological process: neurotransmitter receptor transport postsynaptic membrane to endosome; neurotransmitter receptor transport, endosome to postsynaptic membrane. Gene Ontology annotation, molecular function: protein binding. Gene Ontology annotation, cellular component: postsynaptic density; adherens junction; postsynaptic membrane. NCBI's taxonomy places the organism in Eukaryota, Metazoa, Chordata, Actinopteri, Siluriformes, Clariidae. The record is from RefSeq and is a predicted model, not a curated record. Bases 119 to 493 code for a protein of 124 amino acids.